GUCGGGUUGAAGGAGCUUCAAGGUAGAAUCGAACAAUGGUGGCAGCUAUAGAGAAGGUCUCAAUACCAGCACUCGCUGUGGGUGAAGCACCCCAUUGGGACAUAGCCACUCAGUCCUUGUACCUUGUGGACGUUAUGGGAUCGGCCAUCGUGCGCUAUGACUUGGCAUCUGAUCAAGCAUUCGUCGCAAAACUGGAUGUCCCAGCUAUAUCUUUCAUAAUACCUGUUGCUGGUUCCAAUGAGAAGUUCGUCAUUGGGUCUGGUCAUAAUAUUUGCCUUAUCGAUUGGGAUGGCUGUUCUGAUAAAAUCGAUUCAAUGGAAGUUCUUUGCGAGAUAACCGACCAGCCGGAAACCAAUGUAGUUAAUGAUGCAAAGUGUGACGCCAUUGGACGACUAUGGUUCGGGACUUACAACACUACUGUGAUUUUCGCCGGAGAUGAAGUAGCGGCCUCUGCCAAGUUAUACAGUUAUUCCAAAGAAGAAGGGUGUAGAGUUCAGGCUUCUAAUAUGAAAGUCAGUAACGGAUUGACCUGGGAUCCCGAAUGGAAUACAUUAUACCAUAUUGACACUCUCACAUAUUCAAUUUGUCGAUUUGAUUACAAUAAGGAUGGUAGCAUUGAAAAUCAUGAACCGGUGUUCACUAUGGAAGAUAAAAAUAUUCAAUCCGGCUUCCCUGAUGGAAUGACGAUUGAUAAGGAAGGAAAACUUUGGGUUGCUUUGUUUGGAAAAUCUGAGGUGGCCUGUAUUGAUCCAUCGAAUGGAGAGAUUUUGGAAAAAAUUCCUAUCCCUGCCUGCCAUGUAACCUCUGUAGCUUGGGGAGGUCCCAACCUUGAAGAUUUGUACGUGACUACUGGAAAUUUGCGGCCUGAAGGAGCAAAAUUGCCUGGAAUGGCAGAAAGCAGUCCAGAGAAUGAUGGUUGCACAUUUAAAAUUACUGGUCUGUCAACUUCAGGAUUGCCAAUGAACCGCUUCAAGUUAUAGAUGGUUUAAUUAUUUUCAGGUAGAAUCAACAUUGAAGGAAUUUAUAGAAUAG
Messenger RNA from Nezara viridula (southern green stink bug), 1032 nucleotides. Lineage: Eukaryota; Metazoa; Arthropoda; Insecta; Hemiptera; Pentatomidae. The record is from the annotation of a GenBank genome assembly.